This is a messenger RNA of Rhinolophus ferrumequinum (greater horseshoe bat), 888 nucleotides long. Its product is annotated as palmitoyltransferase ZDHHC3-like. The record is from RefSeq and is a predicted model, not a curated record. The transcript has a single exon. Gene Ontology annotation, biological process: peptidyl-L-cysteine S-palmitoylation; protein targeting to membrane. NCBI's taxonomy places the organism in Eukaryota, Metazoa, Chordata, Mammalia, Chiroptera, Rhinolophidae. Gene Ontology annotation, molecular function: protein-cysteine S-palmitoyltransferase activity. The coding region runs from base 1 to 888 and encodes 295 amino acids. Gene Ontology annotation, cellular component: Golgi apparatus; endoplasmic reticulum.
AUGCCUGCGUACAUUUCCAAGCACAAGGCCCCUGAGCAGCCACGCCACGUGUGGUUUGUAUGUGACAUCCUGGGCAUCGUGUGCGCUGCGGCCACGUGGGCAUUGGUGCUGAGCGCCGCGGGGGUGCUGCUGUGUGCGCUGCUGCUGCCCACGCGGGAUGUGGCCUAUGGGGUGGCCCACGGCACGCUCUUCCACCUGCUGGCCUUCCUGGCGCUGGCGGCACACGCCCGAACCAUGCUCACGGACCCGGGCUCGGUGCCCGUGGACACAGAGCCCAGCACACCUGGCGGCCCCCGCUGCCCGCUCUGCGGCGCUGUCCAGCUGGCGCGUGCGCAGCACUGCCUCGUGUGCGGGCGCUGCAUCCGCAGGAUGCAUCACCACUGCCCCUGGGUCAACAACUGCGUGGGCGAGGACAACCGGAAGUACUUCUUGCUGUUCUCACUGUACACGGCGCUGGCCGCGCUGCAUGUGCUGCUGCUGCUCUGCGUGCCCGCCCUACGCAGCUACGCGCGCGGGGAGUGGGACAGGCACGGCGUCCCGUCACCCGGCGGCUCCCUGGUCUUCCUCUUCCUGGUGGCCCUGAAGGGCUUCUUCUUGGGGUCUGUGUCGUUCGCCAUCCAAAUGCACGCCAUCUGCACCGACCGAAACGCAAUCGAGCAGCGGCAAAGGGAGAGGGGCAGGCCAGGCCCAGGGUCAGCGUGGAUGAACUGGAAGGCCGUCUUCGGCCACCGCCUCUCCUCUCGCUGGCCUGGAUCAGCCCCUUUGCCUCCCCAGAACCCCAGAGGGCAAGCGGGCACCGCAGUGUGGUCUGAGGGCUCCCCUGUAAACCCAGCCACCAUCUGCCAAAGCUCCCAGGUCCUUAGGGGAAAACGCAACAAACGUCCAUAA